AUGCAAUGUAAUCAAACAUAUUAUUUAGUGAAGCCAGGAUUACCGAACUAUCAAUUCCUCAGUACCUAUUUUCUCAGGCAAGUCAAUGCUACAAUAAAUUGUGCUGGCGAAUGUGAACUCAAUCCCUACUGUCUGUCGUUUUCCUAUAUUGUUGUAAGUUCGGUAUAUUCUACUCAUCGUUUUAAUAAUAAUAAUAAUAAUAAUAAUAAUAAUAAUAAUAAUAAUAAUAAUAAUACACAGUCAUUUAUUGAUAUUUAUGUUAUAAAUGGUGCUUAUAUACAAGAGACAUUACAAAUAAACGUGACUAUCAGGUAUCGAAAUCCACUAAACAGUUUUGAUCCUAUAGAAAGUCGAACGGUUAUCGAGUUGGAUGCAUAA
Molecule: messenger RNA, 378 nt
Organism: Schistosoma curassoni
Lineage: Eukaryota; Metazoa; Platyhelminthes; Trematoda; Strigeidida; Schistosomatidae
Source: the annotation of a GenBank genome assembly